GCUGAGCAGUUCUUACAAGCACAGUUGUAAUCCUGAUACCGCCUAACGUACAUGACAGCAGCAAGAAAGAGAGCUCAGCUAGUCCUUCUCAGCAGCUCACCUCGUCUGCAGAUAUGAAUGACAUCAAGUUGGCUCUGCUGGGCAGCGAGGGAGCAGGGAAGUCAGCUGUUCUGGUAAGGUUUCUGACAAAACGUUUCAUUGGAGAGUAUGCUUCCAACGCCAACUCCUUAUACCGUAAAAGGCUCUCCAUCGAAGGAAGACUGUUACACUUGGAAGUAUUUGAUCCGUGUUCACAGAGUGGAGAGAGCAGAUGUAUCCUGGAAGAGCCGGUGGAGUGGGCCGAUGGAUUUAUCGUGGUGUACAACAUCAGCGACCGAACGUCCUUCCUCAACGCCCAAAACAUCCUAUGUCAGAUCAAAGAUGCCCGGGGAGAGAGCUGCAAGGGAGAGAUGGACAAGAUGGACAUCCCAAUCUGCCUGGUGGGGAACAAGCAGGACCUGUGCCACGCCCGUCAAGUGUUUGAGGAGGAGGGCCGUGCCUUGGCUCAGGAGCACAGAUGCCACUUCCAGGAGGUUUCUGCAGCAGAGGACUACCUGGAGAUAUCCAACCUCUUCACCAAGCUCAUCCGCCACGUCAUGGAUCACCUGAAGUACCGGGCCGACCUCCGCCGCUACAGUGGCUCUAAGUCCAUGGCCAAGCUCAUCAACAAUGUCUUCGGCAAGAGGAGGAAAUCUGUCUGAAGGUGGGGUGCUCAUGUGGACAUUGAUGGGAUGUUUGAUCGGGAUGACUUGUUUAUAUAGACAUGUUGUGGACGCCUAGGUUGUUGAUUCUGAUGAAAACUUCUUGGGACAGAGACAGCUCUGUAAGUAUGAAUGACAUACUUACCUAGUCCAGACUUUACAGUGGUGGAAAAAGUACUCAAAUGUCAUACUUGAGUAGAAGUAAAGAUACCUUAAUAGAAAAGUAAAAGUGAAAGUCACCCAGUAAAAUACUACUUGAGUAAAAGUCUAAAAGCAUUUGGUUUUCAGAUAUACUUAAGCAUCAAAGUAAAAGUAUUAAUAAUUUCAAAUGCAUUAUAUUAUGCAAACCAGAUGGCACAAUUUUUAAAUAUUGUUUUAUUUACAGAUAGCCAGAGGCACACUCCAACACUCAUUAAUUUACAAAUGUGGCAUUUCUGUUUAGGUGGUCUGCCAGAUCAGAGGCAGUAGAGAUGACAAGCAAUGUUCUCUUGAUAAGUGUCUGAAUUGGAUCAUUUUCCUGUCUAAAUGUAAUGAUUACUUUCAGGUAUC
Messenger RNA from Oncorhynchus masou masou (cherry salmon), 1289 nucleotides. Its product is annotated as ras-related and estrogen-regulated growth inhibitor-like protein. Bases 114 to 740 code for a protein of 208 amino acids. The record is from RefSeq and is a predicted model, not a curated record. Gene Ontology annotation, molecular function: GTPase activity; GTP binding. NCBI's taxonomy places the organism in Eukaryota, Metazoa, Chordata, Actinopteri, Salmoniformes, Salmonidae. The transcript is spliced from 5 exons.